Molecule: messenger RNA, 1740 nt
Organism: Adineta steineri
Lineage: Eukaryota; Metazoa; Rotifera; Eurotatoria; Adinetida; Adinetidae
Source: the annotation of a GenBank genome assembly
AUGUCAACGAAUGAAACAUCGAAAAAGAAGCAAUCAGUAGAUAAUCAAAUUGCUAGUGAAGAAUAUGAAUAUGUUACAAUACCACCUGAUGGGGGUUAUGGUUGGGUUAUUGCAAUUUCUGCUAUGCUUUGUAAUUUAAUUUGUGAUGGUACUUUAUUCGCUUUUGGUAAUAUGAAAAAGCACCUUCAAGAAAAAUUUGAGUGUUCUGAUAUGGUUAUUCUUAUGGUUGGAGCUGUGCCAUGUGGUAUUUAUUUAUUAGUCGGUCCUAUUAUAUCAGGUUUAGCAAAUAGAUAUGGUUGUCGAAGAAUUAUUAUUAUUGGAAGUAUUGGUGCAGCAAGUUGUACAGCAUUAUCAACACUUUCACCAAAUCCCUAUGCAAUGAUGGUUAUUUAUGGGCUCUUUGGCGGAAUAUUUUUUGGCAUGAUUUAUCUUCCAUCAAUAGUAAUGGUAUCAUUUUAUUUUGAUAAAAAACGAGCUAUUGCUAAUGGUUUAGUAACAGCUGGUACAGGUAUUGGUAUGUUAUCAUUUGGCCCAUUAGCUGAUUAUUUAAUGGAUAAACUUGGUUGGCAAAUUGGCUUACUUAUAUUUGCUGGUAUACUAUUGUCAGGUAUUUUAUUUGGAUUCAUGAUGAAACCAUUACAACAACAAAAAGUACCAAUUAAACGAACAGGAAUAGAAUCACAGAUUCCAAGUAAAGUUAAAUCCGAUCGAUCAGUAAUACUUAACCAUGAAAUGACUGAUGGUACAUAUGCGCCAUUAUUAACAACAAAUGACGACGUUAUUGAUCAUAGUGAUUUGAAGAAUGUAUCUAGUUUCGAGGUUUCAAAUUUGAAUAUACCAUCGAAACAAUCUCGAAUUCGUACCUUAUCAGGAACAAGUCGAACAUCAAUAGAUUCUGCUGGUGGACAUCGAAUUGGUGUUUUAGAUCCAGAAAAUGCUACUCGACCAUUAUAUAGAAAAGAUGCAUUAUUUACUGGAUCAAAACAACAACUUCACCAUCUAUCACGUACAUCAUUAAAUUCUAAUCCAUAUAUAUCAUCGAAAGCAGAUGUUCCUCCACCAAUAACUGAAACCAAGAAAAAACAAUCAGCAUAUGAAGCAUUUAAGGAUAUACUUUCAACAAUGACUGAUUUUUCUAUAUUAAAAAAUAAACACAUGUUAUUAAUUUGUAUUGGAAAUAUUUUCACUAUGUUCGGAUAUUUAUUACCCAUUAUGUGUUUAAUAUCCUUUGCAAAGGAAGAUUUAGGUGUUAACAAAGACGUUGUUCCAUAUCUAAUAACAGUUUUUGGUGCUUGUAAUACAAUUGGUCGAUUUGCUGCAGGACCUAUUGCUAUGAUCCCUCAUUUUACUGCCUCACGUGUGCAUAAUAUACUUUUAUAUAUUGCUGGUGCUGCAACGGUUUUAGCUGGAUAUGCAUAUGAUUUUACAACUUGUGCAAUAUAUGCUGCUAUUUGUGGUUUUGCAUUUGCACCUCAUAUGGCACUUUUACCAAGUGUAGUAUGUGAUUCUGUUGGUCUUGAUAAAUAUACAACAGCUUAUGGUGUACUAGGUCUUUUUCGUGGUGUUGCAUCGAUGGUUGGACCACCUGUUGCAGGUUUAAUAAAAGAUCAUUAUAAAAAAUAUGAUUUAGCAUUUACUAUUGGCGGUACAAUGAUAAUUAUUGGAGCUUUUUUUCAUUUUUGUUUAUCAUUAGUUAAACCAGAACCUAAAGACAAUGAUGAAAAAGAAGUUCAUGUUUAA